AUGAAACAACAUUCUUUCAUUGGUCAUGUUUUAUCCGAUGUGUUUGGAUUUGGCCAUGGUGAGAACCCACAUGACUUAAAGAUUGUUAGAUUUGACUAUAUGCUCCGUACCAAAUGUUAUCGAUGGGACGUCUUUGAUCUUAAAACUAGUUCAUGGAGCACACCACAAUUCACUGAACGGGGUUUUUAUUUUUGGGGUGAUGCGGGUGUGUUUCUAAAUGGCUUUUUGUAUUGGGUAACUUCAAUACAACACCGUUUCAACAUCUUGGCCCUCAAUGUUAAGGAGAUGGGAUUUUCGAAGAUAAAACUUUCUCAUGGACUCGACCCUGAAAUGCUUCUUUUGGGAUCCAUAGGUGGAUGCCUUUGCACGAUUAACAAAAGUACUACUGGAUUUGAUGUGUGGUUGAUGAAACAACAGUGUGAUGAGAACUCGUGGAUGAAAGCACAUUCAUUCAAUUUCGGUUUGGAAGGUAACAGGUUCUACCCUAUUUGUGUUUUGGGUAACGGAAAAAUUCUUAUGACAUGUAGCUCAAUCCAAUUUGUUAUCUAUGACACGUCAAAAGAUUCAUAUAAGAUGCUCAACGCUUUGGAAACUCUUGAUCAUAUCGACAGGAUGAUUUUUGUUUGCAAGGGAGUAUACGGUACUUCUCAAUUCAAGUUUGUACGCUCAAUCGAGUACGUGGAAAGUUGGGUUUCACCUUCUGAAAUGUGUUUUAUCUAA
Messenger RNA from Helianthus annuus (common sunflower), 720 nucleotides. RefSeq lists its product as uncharacterized. The coding region runs from base 1 to 720 and encodes 239 amino acids. The record is from RefSeq and is a predicted model, not a curated record. Lineage: Eukaryota; Viridiplantae; Streptophyta; Magnoliopsida; Asterales; Asteraceae. The transcript has a single exon.